ACCUUCAUACGCAUGCGUACAUCAAGACGCGCCUCUUUGGAAAGACGUGCAACGGAGAAUGUACCGACCGACUCAGAUUUAUGCUUCAUUUUCUAACCCAGCGGACGAUGAUAGGAAUAAGGCUAAAGGUGAAGUAGAUCUUAAGAAAGAUAAGUGUGCAAGAAUGCGUCAAGUCCAAGUUCAAGCACUUGGAGAAAUUAGUUUUCCACCUGACCGAUGCAAGGUUACUAUCGUCUCUAGCAGUAGGAAAGAUAAUGUACAAGAAGCUAAGAACAGUGUCACAAGACGAUUAGAUUACAUUUUACAGGUUCUCCACAACCACCAAGUUAAGGAAGGGGAUAUCCAGGUAUCAAAAUUUCUGAAAAGAGAAGACUCAGCAUAUGCCAUGGUGUCCGAAGUAACUGUAUUAUUUGUGGAUUUUGACAAAUGCCAGACUGUGUCAAAUUUUCUGGUUGAAAAACUGGAUGAAAGUGUCAAAGUUUCAAGUCCUGAGUUUUUUCACAGCUCAGGAAGAAUAGAUAUGCUCAGGAGGCAGACCUGUCUGACAGCAGUGCACAAUGCAAAAAUAAAAGCUCAGGAAAUAGCACGCUCCUUAAAUCAAUCUGUUGGUCAAGCUGUCUCAGUAUCAGAGGACUCUAGCAGUGAAUGGGAGGGGACAGGAGAGAUUGCCCCAGAACAACUGCAGCAUUUAACUCAACAGCAAAGGAUUGCUAUGGCAACUAUCAGUUGCUCCGUUAAAGUGAUGGCUGUAUUUGAACUGAAAGCACAUGGAAAGACAAAGCAAAACAACAUAAACAAGUAGUAUUUUAUUUAGGUUUUUAAUUUAAAAAAAUUAACCACCCAAAUAAGGACAUGCCAAGUCACUUGCAUAGUGCUAAUGCUUUUGUCCCAAGGUUUGAAAUCCCCAUUUGCCCCUGCAGCAACCUUUACCAAACAUUUGCUUAACAAGGGAAAAAAUGGCAAAGAUUUCAUCAAGACCAGAAAGCUCAGUUAGACACUUACAUUUGCCACUAUUGGUACCCUUCAAACACAAAUGCCACCAAGUGCAAAUCUCCUGUUGAAACCAGAAAAGCACUUGAAUGUUCAUUCCUUGAAAUUAGAAAUUAGGGAAAUUAAAAAUAAAAAAUACACAAAGGACCAUGUUGAUGAGUAUUUAUUUGUGCAUUUAUACAGCACUGAUACUGGCACUAAAGACGUUUACCAAGAUUUUUUUUUUCAUGUUAGUAAAUCUUAAAACAGUGAAAACAUUCUCAUUUGUUAGCUGACCAUGAUAAAUUAAAUUGUAUAAGAUAAUAAACUGAAUAUCCAUACA
Messenger RNA from Lingula anatina, 1312 nucleotides. Its product is annotated as interleukin-1 receptor-associated kinase 1-binding protein 1. Lineage: Eukaryota; Metazoa; Brachiopoda; Lingulata; Lingulida; Lingulidae. Gene Ontology annotation, biological process: immune response; positive regulation of canonical NF-kappaB signal transduction. The record is from RefSeq and is a predicted model, not a curated record.